UUCCGGUCUGGAGGCGUCCGCCCCGUCCCGCCCCUGCCGCCGCGGCCUCCCGCUCCCCGCCCCCGCCCAGCGCCAUGGCCGCUGCGGCCGGGGACGGCGGGGCGAAGCCACUGCAGAGCGCCAUGAAACUGGCCAACAAGGCCAUCGAGCUAGACACCGGCAACCGGCCCCGGGAAGCGUACGUGGAAUACCUGCGCAGCAUCCACUACAUCUCCCAGGUAUUGCUCGAAGACGUGGAAAACACUACAGAAGCUGGGGAAACUGUGCCCCCUGAGACCUCAAAGAUGCUAAAGCUGGCUGAACAGUGUCUGGAGCGGGCCCAGUCAACAGCUACCAAGCUUGGGAGAAUAUGCCUGAAGCCAGCCGUACCUGCGGCUCCUCCCACACCCUUGCCAACCAGCAGACACCGCCGAGUGUGUUCAGAUGAAGGGGGGAAGCUGUCUCCUUUCCUGCCCCCUGAGAUCUUCCAGAAGCUGCAGGUGGCAGAAUCACAAAACUCUAAGAAGGAGCUGACACCACUGGAGAAGGCCUCCCUACAAAACCAGAAGCUGAGGGCCACAUAUGAGGCCCGGAUGGCCCGUCUGGACCCCAGCCAGGCCAUGCAGAAGACAUCGCUGACCCUGUCUCUACAGCGGCAGAUGAUGGAGAAUCUGGUGAUCGCCAAAGCAAGAGAAGAGACACUGCAGCGGAAGAUGGAGGAGCGCCGCCUGCGCCUUCAGGAGGCUGCCAACAGCCUAUCUUCUUCCUCAGGAGGUUCUGCAGUCAAGUUGCUCUGACCCCAGAGGAGCGGGAGCAGCGAGCCCUCUAUGCUGCCAUCUUGGAGUAUGAGCAAGACCAUGACACCCCACACAGCCCUUGCAGGGCACCCCAUCGUGGAGAUCCGACCGUGCUUUCCUCCAAGGUCCUCUGUCCUGCAGGACUGGCCAAAACACUGGAGAGCCAAGCUCAAGCGGAGUCCAGGAGACCUGUCGCUAGUGACCAGCCUGCUCUCCCACUUGCUCAGCCUUCCUGAUCACCCAAUCUCCCAGCUCCUGAAGAAGCUGCAGUGUGCGGUAUACAGUGCGCUGUAUCCGAUUGUGAGCCGGGCUGCCACCAGUGCCGCGCCUGCCCCAGGCAGCUGCUCCCUGCCCCCAGAAGCCAACGGCCUCCUGGCCCCUGGGAGCCGUCGACUUCGGUCCUCCCAGAGCCUCUACUGCAUGCUUUCCCCCUCCGAGCCCAGUGCAGCCCCACGAGUGCUGGAUGGACCUCCUCCCACGCCCUCUGUCCCCACACUCCACUCAGGCCCCUUGGACAGAGAGGCAGACGGCAGCCCAGCAGGGCCCUCCUCACCCCUAGUAGAUGCUUUAUCCCACCUGCCAGACAAGGACAGCUCCUUUGAGGAUCUGGAACAGUUUUUGGCUAUGUCUGAGCCUCAGACCCCAGGAGCAAAGAGGGAACCCUUGUUGGAGUGUCUGAAGAGCACAGUCAAGGACAUUCACAAUGCCAUUGAUAGACUGCUCUCGCUGACCCUUUUGGCCUUCGAAAGCCUGAACACAGCCACCUCCAAAGACCGCUGCCUGGCCUGCAUCGAGGAGCCCUUCUUCUCCCCACUGUGGCCCCUGCUGCUGGCCCUCUACAGGAGUGUGCACCGUACCCGGGAGGCCGCUGUAAGCAGGAGCAUGGAGCUGUACAGGAACGCACCCCCUACAGCCCUAGGCAUCCCCACCAAGCUCCUCCCACGAGUUCCUGAGGCUCAAGCCUCCACCUACCCCUACUGCACUGCAGCCCAGGAGCUGGGGCUGCUGGUCUUGGAGAGCUGCCCUCAGAAGAAGCUCGAGUGCAUCGUGCGGACGCUGCGGGUCAUCUGCAUCUGUGCAGAAGACUACUGCCGUGCCCAAGAGGCCAGGCCUGAGGGUGAAUCCCAGCCCCCUGCCGCUGCCAUCGGUGCUGAUGACUUGCUGCCCAUCCUGUCCUUCGUGGUGCUGAGAAGCGGCCUCCCCCAGCUGGUGUCAGAGUGUGCGGCCCUGGAAGAGUUCACUCAUGAGGGGUACUUGAUUGGAGAAGAAGGGUAUUGUCUGACAUCACUGCAGAGCGCCCUGAGCUAUGUGGAACUUCUGUCCCGGGGACGGCUGGACAAGUAGUGGUGGCUGGACCUCACAGACCAAAGGAGCCACGGGACCUCCACGCUGCACUGCAUAUCUGGUGUGGGGACACUGAAGGCCAGCUUGCUGUGGUAGCACUCUAUAGCACUUGCUCACCUUCUUUACCAUGCAUCUGUCCUGGAGGCCUAGGACAGUGCCUCUUUAACAGGGCAUGGCUGGCUGAGUCAGGCCUGCCCCAGACCCCAUAGGAGAAAUCUAGCUGCCGUUCCCUGGGGAGCCUGCAGCACUGAUUGAUGGCUCUGACCUCUUCUCAUGGACACUAGGCAGCCCCCACUGGGGUAUCAGCACAGAAAUGGGUAUUGGGAACCUUGCCGGGCCAAUCUAGUUUUACAUGCCUCCAGUCUCCUGAGACAGCCCAAGUUUGUGUGAGCCAGUUUCUUGUUAGUCACAAGUGGGCUUUACCCUGCCCCCAGAGAACUGGGUGUAGGUAGUGUGAGGCUGUACUGUUUAUUUACCAGGUAGCAACUGCCCUGUUUGCUUUUGCUGGCCCGGGUGUCACUGCCCAGGCCUGGGUUAUGAGCCUUUCUCCUACCAAGGUCCAGGACAUCCUGCCCUGGGCUUAUCUUGGUUGGGGACAGUGAAAUAUGUUCAGGACACUGGCUAACAAAUACAGUUGUACAGACUCUUCAAUGUCAGAGUCUAGAGGUCAGCCCCUAGACUGUUAUAUGUCUCCAAGUGGCUACCAACUCAGCCUAAAAUAAAGAAGUCACUCUACCGAA
Messenger RNA from Mus musculus (house mouse), 2860 nucleotides. It is a transcript of the gene Vps9d1, whose product is annotated as VPS9 domain containing 1. Gene Ontology annotation, molecular function: guanyl-nucleotide exchange factor activity; identical protein binding. The record is from RefSeq and is a predicted model, not a curated record. Lineage: Eukaryota; Metazoa; Chordata; Mammalia; Rodentia; Muridae. The coding region runs from base 807 to 2120 and encodes 437 amino acids. The transcript has 15 exons. Gene Ontology annotation, biological process: vesicle-mediated transport.